Molecule: messenger RNA, 1271 nt
Organism: Branchiostoma belcheri (Belcher's lancelet)
Lineage: Eukaryota; Metazoa; Chordata; Leptocardii; Amphioxiformes; Branchiostomatidae
Product: succinate dehydrogenase assembly factor 4, mitochondrial-like
Exons: 3
Coding region: 61-417 (118 amino acids)
Biological process (GO): mitochondrial respiratory chain complex II assembly
Cellular component (GO): mitochondrion
Source: RefSeq, a predicted model, not a curated record
GUGAACAUGUGAUUUUACGACACUGACACAAAACGGUCGGUUGCGUAAGAAGUGCACAAAAUGGCGGCCGUUUCUGGAUGUCGUCUGCUGUUUGGGAGGAUUUCUUGGCUGAAGUUCUCGCCUCUUUCAAGUUCAAGUGCAAGGGGUUUGCCCCUCUUGGACAGCCCAGCUGUUUCCAGACAAUACAGUAGUGAUAAGAAAAAAACUGAGGAGAAAGCUCCACUCAGAAAGCCUAAAACACCAGCGGGGAAGUUGGACCAGAAGGAGGGUGACAGACAUCCGUAUGCUGAACAGGACCCAUUGCCCCCCUGGCCAGAUAACAUCAACCCACACACAGGAGAGAGAGGAGGACCCCGGGGGCCUGAGCCCACACGUUAUGGGGACUGGGAAAGGAAAGGAAGAGUGACAGACUUCUAGAUAAUAGUAGAGAUGGGACACUGACCAACUGCCAUGGCUUGAGCACAGUCAGAACGUACUGCACCUACGUGAUACUCGUAAUGUAUUGUACAUAGUCAUAGCACUUCAGCAGAACAUCUCAUAUAAGGUCGUGUACAUAUUAUAAGGUUAACAUCCCGUCUGUAGUUUCCAAAUGUUAAGUCAAAAAAGAUCUGCAACAUCUGCAACAGGCAAAAUUCUGAUGCGACGUUCACCAAAAAUCCAAUGAAAACCAUGUGUACAAAAAUCAGCAUUUCGUGCAGGCGCAGUACAUUCUGCUGACAUGCUCAUGGCUUGUAGUAACAGUUGUCAAAGAAGAAACACAACAGUAUUUACUGAUGAUGGUCUUUUCAUGAUUGGAUUGCAUGCUGGGAGAUGCAAGGCAUUAUGGGUAACACUGGGGCAAAAAUAAUAACUAGUACCAUGAUCAAAUAUUCUGGAUGCAAGAAACAUGCACUGCAUACAUGUCUACAGUCCUGGUAGUGAUGUUGUUUACCCCCAGCACAGCUACCCAUAGUGCCUUGUGUCUCCCAGCAUGCAAUUGGAUUUGUGAAAAGGUAUACAUGUAUUUGACAUGAUAUCAAGAACUUUUUGUUUAUUGUUGAGGAAUGGUGAAGGCCUGCAAAAAAAAAGGAAAAUAAACAACUUGCUUUGUUUCUUCAAGUGUUGAUCACCCAUUCAUUUAUUGUCAAUGAAGGCAAAUCUGUAGAGUAAAAGGUAAAACAAAACCUUACUGUUAUGUAAGUCACGCUAAAUAGGAGGACCAAAUAGUUUUACCCUGAAAGUAUCAUAUUUUACUAAAAAUAAACUUAAAAUAAGAAAAAUGCCAGGAAUUC